Electrophorus electricus (electric eel) is the source of this 1064-nucleotide messenger RNA. The record is from RefSeq and is a predicted model, not a curated record. NCBI's taxonomy places the organism in Eukaryota, Metazoa, Chordata, Actinopteri, Gymnotiformes, Gymnotidae.
UAACGGCGACGUCAGGACGGGUGGAAGCUAAUUAUUCGACUGCUCUGCACCGUUCACGCCCGCGUGCACUCCACCUUGAUUUGCUGUGCUGUAGUGGUGCCGGAGUCGAAGCAACAAUGAUGUGCCCUUUCAUCCACUCCAUCUUGGUGGCUCAUAGUUCGAUGGAGUCUAGGGGCCAGGACUUUCAGCUGUGGAGAGAUUAUAUGGGACUAGCGGACACUGUGCGAGCGAUGCGGCUCUCCCACGAGGAAACUCCAGCGCUCCCCCGGGACGCCCAGAGUUACUCCGAGUCUGACUCGAGUGAGACAUCUCGGCGCUCCACGUCUGAACGUCGGCACCGCAGUGACUGCGAGGCCACGAACCCCGGCAGCAUCGGGUUUAAGGAGUUCCCGAAGUUUCCCUGUUUCGCGCAGGCCAGGCCAAGUUCGAUGGAGCUAAGGAGAUUCGGCCAUCACGUGAGUACACCGAGCGGCAGUUAUAAGUCGGAGAGGAAGCUUUGCGGCUUCUGCAAACACAACGGCGAGUCCGCGACUAUUUUUACCUCGCACUACCUGAAGGAUCGCGCGGGCGAGGUGCUCUGCCCCUACCUUCGCCGGUACGUGUGUCCCCAGUGUGGAGCGACGGGUGGCCAGGCGCACACCAAGCGUUUCUGCCCGUUUGUGGAUAGUACGUACAGCUGCGUGUACCUGAGAUCUCCCCGCUAACCGCGUGGACAUGACGGAUGGAUAACUUGGCACUAUAAUUCAGGUGGCUAGAAAGGGGGAUAACAAGGUUGUAUGCAUGUAUAUAAUCAAUCUUCCAAACCUUUCAUUUGCUAAUAGUACUUUUAAUGUUUGCUUUCAAUGUUUGCUUGCGUUCCAAUGUUUGAAGUGUAUUUAAGUUUUGUUUUGCGGUGAUAAGUGUUUAAGAUUUAGAUUUGAGUUUUCACCCUUUCUCUUAAUGUUUUGUGUGUUCUUUUUAAAAAAAAAUAUGAUUGUAUUUGAUAAUUUUAAACCGACUGUGUGUAUUCUGAUCUAAAUGAUGAUCGUUGCAUGCUCUUGUUUUAAAAUGUUUUUUGAAAGGUU